Molecule: messenger RNA, 452 nt
Organism: Cylicocyclus nassatus
Lineage: Eukaryota; Metazoa; Nematoda; Chromadorea; Rhabditida; Strongylidae
Source: the annotation of a GenBank genome assembly
GUUCUUAUGUUGCAACUCAAAGUAAGAAAUAGCAUCAAUGUCUGCUCUGGCUUGAAUUACACAUUAUUUAUCUCCAUGGGUUCACUGCAGCUUCUAUGCCUGUGUAUCCUAUUCUUCAUUGCGACAGCGUUCGUUCAGAAGAAUGACCGCUUCAAAGAGUUGAAGAGCACCAACCCUAUUUUAAGGUACUGGGCCCAGACGAGACUGCGAAAAAAGCUUGCAAUGCUCAACGCUCUGGCUAGAAAAAAGGAGACUGAUUCACAGAAGUACCGCAACUGCUACUUUUCACCAGUGCAAUGCCAGCUUCCCGUCUUGAUUGCUGUUGAUCCAUUGGCAAAUGCGAUUAAACCGGAUUUGCAGCAAGAUAUGUACACACGUUUUAGACGCUACUGAAUGUAGAAAGAGUAUCACAGUUUAAGUGAGUUGUGACUUGACGAUAAACUUUUUCUUAA